AUGUGGAGAGAUGCUCUCUCAUCUCUCCUCUCCUUCUGCAGCCUGCUCGGCCAUGCUCUUCUCACGAUGGGGAAGGCGGUGUUGUUGGCCAGUCUAUGCAACCAGCAGUAUGAUUGGGAAGCCAACUCUUACCAACCAGAAUGGAGUCCAGUGAAUCCAACGACGGAUCCGGGGAUUAACAACCCUUGUUCCUCUCCACUCGUCGUCCCGGGGACCGGAUAUGGCUACGAGCGUCGACGGAAAAAGACCCAUUCCUGGCGUAGAGGGCUAAAAAGGAAGCGUAAGCAAUUUAUGUUGGAGUGUGAUAUAAACCACUCCCUUGAAAAGAAGCGACGACUGUGUUGGAAAAAACCAGGAUGGUGCAUCCGGCUCCCUUCGUCAGCAGAAAUGGAGGAUGCGGUUGUCGACGAUACCCCGGUGGACUGGAGUGACGGUGCAACCUCCGUAAAAGGGGAUACCCCUAGCCAAAAAACAAAAAAUCAAAAUGGGAGACGCCUGAUAGUCGCCGGAGUGCGACUGCCGCGUAGUUCUAGUGGGCUCGUGCAGGAUCCCAGUCGAACGGUGGAGAGAACACUGCUCGACGUCCCCAUGGGACCCCAUCAAAUUGAAUGUCCGGUAGCUUUCUUCGCCCCUGAUUGGUGGAAGAAUGCUUGGCGACACAUUAGUGAUCGGCCGACUUCCUCCCGGCGGCGAACAAACAGUUUGGGAUUCUCGGAUAUUAUUGAACCGGAUUUUACGGCUGUCAAAGGGGAGCAUAUCUCCCGAAACUUCCGCCGGUGCAACAAACAACCGAGAACAAUAUUUUUUCGCAAGAUAUUAAUUGACAAAUCAGUUAGGGAUGCGGUUAGGGAUGAGGAUAAGGGUCGGCUCGAGAUCGAGGAUCAUGGCCAGCUGAUUGGGCAUCCGAAUCCAAACUACCUUCAUCCCCCGGAAUCCAAACUACUAGUCAUGGGAGACCCACUCUAUUUAAACACCGCCCUCUUCGUCUCCAGGAUACUGGAACACAGCGAACGAGACGCGGCAAAUACGAGCUGGACGAGUCUCACGAUCUUGUCGACCAUAUCUGGUAUCCCCCCUCUCCCGUUAUCUCUUCCCUCAUCAAUGGAAUUUUCUGCCACCGAUGCUCUGACCCUUCACCAGAAAUAUAUCGCCCCUCAAUGUUGUACCCAAAAGAUUUAG
Molecule: messenger RNA, 1179 nt
Organism: Linum trigynum
Lineage: Eukaryota; Viridiplantae; Streptophyta; Magnoliopsida; Malpighiales; Linaceae
Source: the annotation of a GenBank genome assembly